Messenger RNA from Linum trigynum, 1771 nucleotides. The record is from the annotation of a GenBank genome assembly. NCBI's taxonomy places the organism in Eukaryota, Viridiplantae, Streptophyta, Magnoliopsida, Malpighiales, Linaceae.
AUCCAUCCCUUUGUUGGUCCACAGCCAUGGCGACCCUUCGAAAAAGCUCAACUCUUCCAUCAGAGUUGGUAAACCCUCCGCCGUCUCCCUUCACCAAACUCAGGGCCGACGAUCUGCUCGUAGAAAUUCUGAUUCGACUCCCGACUCCUAGAACCGCCUGCCGCUGCAAAGCCGUCUGCAAGCGGUGGAACUCCCUAAUCUUCUCUCCAUACUUCAAUCGCCGCUUCAUCUCUCACUAUCAGACAAUCAAAGAUGGCCCGCCUCUGCUUCUUCGCUCCGACGACCACCCGGAAACAUCGACCAUCCUCAGCUUUCUCCCUGUGCCGCAGCAAGGUCGAGGCCGUUUUGCAGUCCUUGAUUCCUUCAAGGACUUGCUUUUGUGCGGGUUUGUGGAUCGAGUUUAUGUCGACAACGAACUUGGUAGAUCGUAUUUGGUCUGCAAUCCGAUUACCAAGCAAUGGAUCGCGCUUCCUUUAGCGCCUGAAAAGGAGGGUGCUCAUGGCCGUGCCUAUAUAAAAUAUGUGCACGCGAGGUUAGUCUGUCAACCCCGUCAUAACUAUCAUCUUCAGCUAGGAGAUGGCCAAGUAUGUGUUCAUUCUGAGUAUCGGUUUCGGGUGGUGUGUGUAUAUGCAACUUUCGAGCCGGUUGCAACUUUAAAACUGGACGUGUAUUGUUCAGAGUCUGGAGAAUGGACCAAGGAUGCUCUUGUUCUUGCUGGUCGACUAAGAAAGAUUCGGCCCCAUUCACUUUCGUGCAAUGGGGAGUUAUUUUGGUGGUUUCAUUAUACCGGGGUUCCUGGCUAUCCAAUGGUGGCUUUCAAUCCUUUCUGCCUUGAAAUGCCUCCCACCGUUAUUGAUACUUCUUCAAUCCCACAGCCCGAGUCCAAACGCCGAGAGUGGAUUGCUUCUGUCUCACAAGAUGCUUUGCACAUAAUUGUAGCUGAAGCUAAAAGGGCACCUAUUAUUUAUUCAAGGAAUGCCUUCACUGUUUGGAGGCUGGAAGAAGAUGGUAAGUCUUGGAGGAAACUAUAUGAAAUGUGGUUGAGUGAGACAUCAUGGAGUGAUUACGACCUCGAGUAUAUUCAAGUACGUAAUCUGCAUCCAGAAAAGCCGGAAAUCAUCUUCUUGCAAUCUUUUGGUCAUCGUCAUGGUUUUGCAAUCUUGUCUUGCAACUUGCGGACGGGUGAGCUAGAGUUCUUGGGUCCUCUGGGACAAUGUCUGGUUCCUUUCGUAAGUUUUCAGCCUGGCCUCUCUAGCUGCCCUAUUUCGAUUCCAAGGUAUAAGGAAUUGCGAGCUGUGUAUGAUGGAAGCUACAAUUGUUUGGUUCAGACUGUGGAAGCAACUCCUAUAAUUGGUAUCACUUCUGCUUCUGCGAAUUUACCCUUGCUUUCUCAAAUCUAAGAUGAACAGAUGUGUUGCAUUUGUAUUCUCUGUCUUUUUUGUGGUUUGGCUUCUAAUAUGAUCACCGUAAACUCAACAAGGUCUGGAUAGAAUGUAAACCCCAGGCAACAUAGCUCGAUUGAGAAAGUAAAACCCAGCCCUGAAACCACACGAAUUCAACGCUCCAAACAUGCCAUGAUUACCUGUAAUACCGCGGAUAGAUCAGCGAAGUUCGUGUUCGUCGAUCGCUGCAACCGCCGGUCUCUCAACUGUUUCAACGCUGGAGAGGGAGAAGUGAAUGAAAGGAUCGACCGUAGGGGCGUUCCUCAACUGACAAAUGUAAAAUAGUUGAGGGGCCAUGGACGUAAAAACUAUAAACUAAAGGAUGCAAU